AACCCGGUGUGACGUACGUAGGGUAUUUAUAGCGUCGCUACUGUCUCCCCAAACAAAUGGAAACUUGCAUGUGAGUGUAUUUCUUCUUGACGUAAGCAUCUAGGACAGUGUCGAGAGUUUAGUUCCGGGAGUCGCCUAUCCCUGUGAUAAGCAGGGGUUGAUUGACAGAUAUGAACACGUUUGAGACGGUUUGCGAUUGUUGAAUGAGAGCUGCGUGGUUCAGAAUACAAGGAAAUGUGAACUCUACGAUAAGUCCCCACAGCGAGGGAGUUGAGGUAGCCCAGUGGUUGAAGCGCUAGCUCUUCACGCCGAUGAUCCGGGUUCGAUUCCCACAGGAACAAUAUGAAAAGUCCUUCCUCGGUGUCGGCACCAUGAUAUGGCUGUAAUAUUACUUAAACGGCGUAAAACAAUACUCACGCAUUGUAUGUUUUUGUCUAAUUAGAAACUGUACUUAAGGAAUAUCCCUGUCAAAUAAUCGCGUAGUAAGAAAUAUUUUGUUUCAAACUGGACCGGUUGUUUCGGGCAAAUGAUCAAUUCCUCCAAUCUUAAAUAAAACUAUUGCCACUGUCUCAAAAUUACACUUUCAUUUCCUCCACUGUGGAUAAUAAGCCUAAGCCCGCUUCAGCAACACGAGCCCAAAGCCAAUCUACAUCUUUUAGUUGCCUAGCAACGAGAUAAAUGAUGACAGGGAGUACACAUUUUUUUAACCGUAAUCAACUGAACUGUUACCUGACAACUGUGAACAUUUAGCAGUCGUAAUCCUGGCAUGGUGGUGUUCUACAUCCGUCUUGUCCCCGGACGGAAGCUUCACUUCGUGAAACCGCAGCAGGAAACCAGCGAAACAAACCACCUCAAGUGCGGAGAGCUAUUUGUUAACACGCUGACACGCCUGAUUAGUCCCUGACCUUGGACGAAAUUACCGGAAGUCGCGCCCACGUGACCCAACGAUCGUGAAAUCGACCCAGUGACAGACGAUUCGAGAGGGAAUGAGAAGACAAAUACAAUGACGUGGAUGGAUUACCUCCCUUGAAUACACAUCGCGAUCUGCAGGCUAAUACAACUAAUCUCAUAUUCAGAGGACCUAUUCGCUAUAACCACAAGCGAUGAUUGGAGACAGUUUAAAUGUCACCCCAAAGACAACUGUAAUUCCUCAAGGAAAUGGAACUUCGUUCCCCGGAUUAUUCGAUUACGACACAAGCACUAGUUUCCAGGCAACGGCCAAUCACAGCCAACUAUUGCACCUGGUUAAUGACGAAAUUGCGACAACACUUAUCCCCGCGAUGGUGUGCAUUGGAGUAUUAAUGAUAUCAGGAUUUAUUGGAAAUAUUCUCGUGUGUUACGUUUUCUCAACAAAACUCAAACACAGCACUCAGAAUUUUCUUUUUGUGAUCUUGGCGAUUUUUGAUCUUAUGAGUUGCUGCGUUGCCAUGCCAACGGAGAUUGCUGACAUGCGCUUUUACUUCACCUUUGAUUCUGUUAUUGCUUGCAAGAUCUUGAGAUUUUUAGUAGCUUUCCCAACUCUGGCGUCCAAUAUAGUCCUGUUGAUCAUCGCAAUUGACAGAUACAGAAAAGUAUGUCGGCCCUUGUAUCAACAGAUUACACGUGCAAUUUCCAAGAAGGCCGUUCUCCUAGCUGCAUUUGUUGCCAUAUUGUAUGCCAUACCUGCCCUAUUUAUUUACGGUAAACGUUCAGCCGUAACGAGAAUCCCCGGCGUGGUUGGAAACGACUGUUCAACCAGUGACGCCAUGGAAGGGAAACUCUACCCCAUGAUUUACGAGAUUACUCUGAGUGCAUCUUUCGUGAUAUUUACUGUGACGCUCCUGAUACUGUAUAUUCUGAUAUGGAGAGAAAUUAAGAGACACAAGGAGUACAUGAAAAAGAAUGCCAACUACAAUUACGCCAUGGUGCUGUUGAUGGCGAGAGACAGAUCCGGGGAGAGUUCGUCGUCGACCCCUGGAACGCCUCGUUCUCGAUCUCAGUCACAUGACAUGUCUAAUGUCACGACCUCUCACCGACCUCUUGCUUACAGGGGUCAAAGGACAACAGUCAUUGCAUUUCUUGUGACGUUUGUUUUUAUACUGAGUUUCGUGCCGCAUCUAUGUCUUAUCAUUGCACGCACUGUCUUGAAGGAUUUUGAUCAUCAUCUAAAUGGUCCCAAGCUUGUGUUGUAUAAUUUAUUUAUUCGGUCGUAUUUUGUGAACUCAGUGGCAAAUCCAAUUAUUUAUGGAGCUAUGAAUUACCAAUUUAGACGUGAAUGUGUCAAAGCGGUCAAACGAUUUUGCUUUUGUACUGUGAAGUCGAAAUAAAUAUUUUUUGUUUGCUUUAA
Messenger RNA from Haliotis rufescens (red abalone), 2326 nucleotides. RefSeq names its product orexin receptor type 2-like. The transcript is spliced from 4 exons. Lineage: Eukaryota; Metazoa; Mollusca; Gastropoda; Lepetellida; Haliotidae. Gene Ontology annotation, biological process: neuropeptide signaling pathway. The coding region runs from base 1104 to 2306 and encodes 400 amino acids. Gene Ontology annotation, molecular function: G protein-coupled peptide receptor activity. The record is from RefSeq and is a predicted model, not a curated record. Gene Ontology annotation, cellular component: membrane.